AUGCCGACCGGCGCAUCCACCUCCUUCCUCGGCCUCACCCCCCCUUAUCCCAGCUGCUCAGGCCUCCGCUUCCUUCCCCCCACAGCCGCCGCCGCCUCACCCUUCCUCCCUAGAUCCGCAUCUUUCGCUCCGCCGUUCCCCAGACGCAGAUCCAGCGCCGCCGCCGCCGCUGCCAUCCAUGCCUCCGCACUCGCUUCUGAUUCGUCAUUCCCCACCUCUCCGACUCCGCCCCCGCGCCGUCCCGCUCCGCCGGAGCCUCCCUCCACCGUGGUCCACGCGGGCCGCAGCAAGAAGAAGAAGAACCCCCAGGGCGGCGGCGGCGGCCGCAUCGAGGGAAGCGGGGACGUGCGGCGCGAGGCCAAGGCCAAGGCGCGCAUCCGCAGCCGCCGCAUGGGCGAGAACGCCUUCUACCGCCGCAAGCGCCGCGCCGCGGCCACGGGCCAGGCCGACGCCUUCACGGACGCGGAGCUCGAGAUGAUCGGGAUGGGGUACGACCGCGCCGUCCGGUUCAUGGACGGGCCCGACGACCCGCGUCUCCAGCACCCGCACGACUGGUACAAGUACGGCCGCUACGGGCCCUACCACUGGCGCGGCAUCGUCGUCGGCCCGCCCAUCCGCGGCCGCUUCUCCGACGACCGCGUCUCGCUCAUGGAGGAGGUCCACGACCACGAGGAGUGGGACCGCGUCGAGCAGUUCGACAUGUGCAAUCAGUUCACGCACCGCCUCAACGAGCUCGGCGACGCCGUCGGGUUCCGCUACUACUGGGUCUUCGUGCGCCACCCCAAGUGGCGCCCCGACGAGAAGCCCUGGGAGCAGUGGACGCUCUCGGCCGAGGUCGCCGUCCAGGCCAGCAAAGACGAGCGGCUCGACAAGUGGAGCCUCAUGGGCAGGUUCGGCAACCCGACGCGCGAGCUCAUCACGCGGUGCGCGGCAUGGACGCGCCCGGACAUCAUAUACGUCAGGCGGCCUCUGUACCAGUCGAGGUUUGAGCCGCAGGAGGAUUUCUUCAGCAAGCUUCGCCCCUUGGUUGAUCCUGCCACGGAGAACAACUUCUUGUUCGAUCUUGAGCUGGAUGGCCAGGUCAUUCGGACAACCUACUUUGGUGGCCUCUGCAAGAUAGUGAAAUCCAACCCAAAGGCUUAUGUGGACGAUGUUGUGAAUGCUUACUCAAGGCUGAGUGAUGUGGACAAGUCGCGAUGCCUGGAAUUCUUGCUCACGAACCACCCCAUGGAUCUCCUCCAUCCUUAUACCAAGGAGUGGAAGGUGAAGCUAGAGGAGCUAGAACUGGGAUGUGAUGCGCCUGAUGAGAGUGACGAUGAGGUUGGUGAUGACUAUGGAAUUGAGGUGGCUGAUUGGGUCGAGGAAAAUGAGGCUGAUGAUGUUUUGGAUGGCGGAGACGAUGAUUAUGAAGAUGAGAAUGAAACCGAUACCCAGGAGGAUUUGGAACCUGAUGAAGUUUCAAAAGAGAAUAUUGAGGAUAGCGGGGAAUACUGGGAUGAGCAGUGGAAGAAGGCUAUGAGAAGUUCUGAUAAAAUGGAGAAGCUAGUCAAGACAAGCAUUGAGGCAUCAAAUGAGUACAAUAAGCAGCAGAUGGAUCUAGAGAAAGAGAUGGAGUGGAAAAUGGCCAGAGCAAAUGCAAUGAUUAUGGAGCAGGAACAAGCUGAGGAAGAUGAGGAGGAGCAGGAGAGGACAAGGAGCAGGAGUGCAGCGGAUGGAAGUCAGAGCAAUGCUAACAGAGGGCUCUUCUUGAGGGCCGCUGUCCGCCCAUUCACUUACAGAAAUCUUGUCAAGGAAAUUGUUCUGAUGAGACACCACAUUAUUGACGGAGAGAUAGUUUAG
Miscanthus lutarioriparius is the source of this 1839-nucleotide messenger RNA. Lineage: Eukaryota; Viridiplantae; Streptophyta; Magnoliopsida; Poales; Poaceae. The record is from the annotation of a GenBank genome assembly.